AAAUGAAGUCUUAUUCCAUCCACGCAACGGCCCCUAAAGAACAAAAGAUCCCUGACCAAAACUGCGCUCCAAAGCAAGAAUGCAUAAUGCUAAGAUAUGCUGAGAUGAUGAACGGCACCAAUGGGUGCAACGGUGAUGUUCAAAAACCUUCCAGCCCAAUUUCUCUCGGAUGCUGCGUCCUGGCAUCGAACUGUUGCAAACAUUUUGUGGCAUGGCGGACGGGAGCUGUCCGACUGGGCACCGAAUACGCUUUGAAGUCUCAACUUUGACGUGGUGGCCCAUGGGUUUUGCAAAACCAGGUGCUGCUGAGUCUAGAACCCAACAUUGAAUUGCAAACAUAUUGUUUGAAGAAAUGAGCCAAGAGAUCGGUCUGACAAGACAGGUAAGAUGGAGCUGAACCUAUUUGAACCUUCUAAGCAGACAUUUCUGAAAGCGACUUUUAUAUGCGAACAAGGCUGCUUCUGCUUCUCAGCAUCAUCAGUCUGCAAUUGGGGUGCUGCAAAGUAUUGUCGCUCCACCUCACCUCUCUGAUUCCCAAAAAUAGACAAUUGUUGACGGUAUGAAGAAGACACAAAAGACACAACACGUCCAAAGAUCGUCGAGAAAGAUACAGUUCCUCCGGUCUCGUGCCAGGUUAGCCGGGCACAUGAAAGCAAAGGGUUGGAUAACGCCUACCCUGAGAAGUUUCGGGGCAGUGUAUAUCUUCUGCAAAGACAUUUUGGCACCCUGCCCUCCCAAUGGAUUCGACCAUGUCAAGCACCUUUUCAAUGGUGUUACCAAAUCGUUUACCAGCAACCUUUGCUGCUGGCUCCAUUUGCGUAAGCAUGCGUAAGCCAUUUUUGCCAAUUGUUUUGAGCAAGUUUCCAGCAUUUGCCAAGGCUUAAAGUAAAUUGAAAAGAACUUCGCUCAUGAAACGCUGGCUCCUGCACGCCACCCUUGAUGUGACGUGCACGCGAGUCCUUUGCGUGGCUCGCGCUCUCACACCCAAGAGACAGGUAGGAUUCGGCAGGGGUAAAUUGUUGAACACAAAUAUGGUCCGAAUAAGCUCAGAGAGAUUGAAACAAUGCUCGGAACAUUCUGUACAUAGGGACUUCGGUCAUCUUCAGUCACCUCAUUUGCAAAGGCGCUGGCAAGCUACAGAGGGCUGCCAGUUCAGGUGCAUGGUGGCUUUGGUGGAAAGUUCCUUCCACAGGGACAUGACAUGGUUGUGAUUCUAUACAAAAAGGGUGCGGGGCAACCCACGUCUCCUUCAGCCUUGUAAGCCCCACGCAUCUGCCAAACGGAAAGGGAGGAGAGCACCACAUCAGCACAAUGGAGCUUGGCAGCCAUUGAAGUAUUCAAAUCUAAAUAGCCUAAGGAUGUUUAAGGUGCAAUGAAAAAUGAUUAAAAUAAGGCCGUAACUGCUUUUGACUGUAGUGCGCCGCUUCGUCAUGCCUGACUGAUCUCGCUGUAUGUUGCUUCUCCUUUUCUCCGAUUCUGGCAGGGCCCUGGGCGCUAGAGCAUGCUAGGGCACCGAGAUACAUACAACAUCAUACAACAUAUAGCAAUAUAUAGAUAUAUGUAGUACAAUAUACAACUAGAAUCAACUAUAGCUGGAUCAAAGAAUGUCAAAGAGUUGUAAAUGUAGGCUGUUCAUUGUUCGCUGCCAAAUUGAUUUGCUGUAGGAUCUUGCAGAUGUGCACCAUGGCUGCACCUGGACGAGCUUCUGGGCCGACUUCAUGGCCAUCUCCGCUGCAGAUGAAAGUCUGUCGCAAGUGCCAACUUGGCGCACAGGGUUUUGGGCAUAAACCGAAGUCCGGACAUGUUUUCUCCUGAAGAGUAGGAGCCAACGCAGGUUCUUGCUCGGACUGAUCAGGAGAUGGAUUUCCUUGCCAUCACCCUGUUCAAAACUCAAAAUGGGAAGGAUCAGCAUGCACUAGCAACCGGGUUCCCUUGGAACCUUGUACGACAUGCUUCAGUGGCAUUUUUCAUCUGAAGCGUCAAGCUGUCCAUAUGCCCAUUUCGUGGCUAUGGCCUUGCCAAGAACACAGCUUUUGUUGCAAGAACGCCCCCAUUCCCAACUAAAACAUGUACACUAUCUAGGUGGAGUUCACCGCACCAGUUUUCUACUCGACAAGGCUGACCAUUUGCAAGCCUGGGAGGACAAACUCUUGUUGCAUUCACUACGCUAGUGCGUUUUGCAACCUCGCAGCAGGCUUGCUCUUCCCUGUUUUGGACCAGAGGAAAAUAGCAGAAACAGGAACUUCGGCAGUCAAGACUGUCUGAAUACUGUCUGAAUUGCCGCCUGACUUGAGAUUGAAUGCAUGUAAAUGCUACAGGCUGGAAGCAGCUGCUGUUUGAGAAACAGGAAUGAAGCAACGUGUUCUGCCAACAAACGGAAGAUGAACGAAGAAAUGGUACUGGUGACGGCGGGGAAUUUUGCAGCUGCUUUGGUGAUCCGCGCAAAUCACCGGACUGUCAGGAGGCCAUGUCCUAUACUUCCAGCACUUGCCUCAGCAGCCUUACAUGCGGCUGCGAGGCGGUGCUCGCGAAGGGUUCACAUCAGCCGUUUCAUAAGCCAUCAUAAGCCAAAAGUGCCACAACAGGGCCCUUGUUACACGGGCGCCCCGCAAGAGUCGCUGGAUGACUAUCGCUUCCAGGAUGUUGACUUCGAUGCCUUUGACUGAAGGAGACUUUCUUUACCAGCUAGAUGCCACCCUCUUGACAGGUUUUUACCGGAUUUUGACUGCAUGGCUGUCUCAAGACCUGUACGUUUAGUCACUUUAGUCCCCCAUUCCCCAGGAAAAUCUUGGCCUUUGCUGGUUACAUCUGGUUACCAAUUAUAAGUGGAUUAAAUAGAUCACCUUAGAAUCUUAGAGAGGCAGAAGGCUAACAGCCCAUAACAGCCCUUGCUGUUUCACCUUUUGCAUCUUUUGCUCACUUCAAUAUACUUCGAUGGCCAUAAAAGCGGCCAUAUGCGGCCGUCAGCCAUCACCUUGUUGGCACCCAACCUGACUUGAAACCUUCGCCUAAAAAAGCUUGCGAAAAAAGAUCUUGAAGCAGAGAAGGUACUUAGGCGAGAAAAGGCUCUGCAAAUCUCUUCAACCUCAUAUCGAGCGCUUUGCCCAAGAAAAAAGGGCUUUGAUCAUACAGCAAUCUCAGACUUGAAAAUGUUGCACUUGUAUACACCCCUUCCAAAUUCCCGUCGAAGUGGAGGGAGAGAGCUUCAAGACGGACAUCCAUAGCACAGCAGAGCAGGUAUUCCAAAGUUGAUUGCUUUGUAGCCAUCCAAACUGAACAGAGAUUUGAUCGGAUUUGAUGCAUUUUGCAUCCGGCAUGCUGGAUGCAAGGCUCUGGCCUUGAUGGCCAAUGGAUAGAGAUGAGGAUGUCCGGGAUGACCUCUUGGAUCGUUAGACGCAGAAAGAA
Cladocopium goreaui is the source of this 3405-nucleotide messenger RNA. NCBI's taxonomy places the organism in Eukaryota, Dinophyceae, Suessiales, Symbiodiniaceae. The record is from the annotation of a GenBank genome assembly.